CAUCACAGUUACUUCAAAUUGACAAAUUGCAUUUUCCUUUUAAAGUGGAUGGAGUUUAAUCUUAUGAACAUGAUGAUGACUGACCAACCGACGCACAUCCCUUUCCCCCCCUGAGAGAUGACGAAUGAGUGGGUCUAGGUGGAGGAGGAUGAGGAUGAGGAGGAGAAACCACUGGCUGUGACAGUGACAGUAGCUUCUCUCUCCCGACUUUCCUCCCCGGCCGGCCGCUUGCCGCUUCUUCUUUGUCAUCAUCAUCACUACCACCACCACCAUCAUCAUCAUCAUCAUCAUCAUCGCCCUAAGCAACAGCAGCUUCAGCAGCUCCAGCAGCUUCAGCAUCAGAAGCAGUGUCCAUCGACAGCGCGGAGAACAAAUAAGCAGCACGCAUCUCCAAGAGGCGCUCCAGUCGAAGGGGAAGAUGGGGAAAUGGCAGUUGACCAAAUGUAAGGAUCAAGAAACCAGACGAGGUCUCCAUUUAUGAUACAAACCCGGGUUUAUGCAUCAAUAGGAACUAUUCAAAGGACAAAAGAUUACCCCAUCUGACGCAUAAGGAAACAUGGAUGUAUCUUCAUCCUCGCUGCAGUAUGGAUCAAAAAAGCGGGUUAAGAUUCACCCAAACACAGUGACAGUGAAAUAUGCCACACACUUUCCCCAGCCUGGCGAUGAAGGGUAUGAUGAUGCACCCUCUUUUGAGGAGUUUGGCGCCUUUGCGGAAGCUAAUGUGGGAAAGAGACUGGUGUCAGACAGCAAAGGUAGCCGGACUUUGUUUGGAACCAUGGAGACCCAGCCUAAGCAACCAAGUGUGCAAAAAGACAAGGGGGUCGGGGGCCAGCUGGCCAGCUUUGGAGAAGCGAAUGUGUUGGCCUCCAGGGUGACCUGGAUGGCAUUGUUUGGGGCAGCGGUGGCUCAUGGUUGUGUGGCACUGAUUACUCGUUUAGCUGCUGAUCGCUCUAAAGUGCCCUCCCUCGAGCUGCUCUUCAUCCGCUCCGUGAUCCAAGUGCUGUCCAUCCUGGUGGUCUUCUACUACCAGGAGGCCCCAUUUGGCCCUAAGGGCUACCGACUGCGCCUGUUCUUCUACGGUGUGUGCAAUGUAAUCUCAAUCACCUGCGCCUACACCUCAUUUGCUAUAGUACCACCCAGUAAUGGCACCAUCAUGUGGCGGGCCUCCACCACAGUCUUCAGUGCAAUACUGGCCUUCCUGCUUCUGGAUGAGAGGCUGGGCUACACAGAUGUGGUCACAGUGGUGGGAAGCGUGUUCGGUCUGUGCCUAGUCAUGGUGCCAAAUGUCGCAGACGAGGAGAAGUCCCGGCUGGGGUUUUGGAAGGAGGCCUUUGGCUACACAAUGACAGUCAUGGCCGGCUUGACCGCUGCCCUCUCCAUGAUUGUCUACAGAGCCAUUAAGGAGCGCGUCAGCAUGUGGGCAGCACUGUUUACCUUCGGUUGGACGGGCACUGUGUGGGGUGCCUCCACCAUGUUUAUCAUGCAGGAGCCCAUCAUUCCUCUAGAUGGGGAGACCUGGGGCUAUUUAAUUGGGAUCUGUAUCUGCUCCACCGUGGCGUUCCUUGGAGUCUACUAUGCUCUAAACAAGUUUCAUCCAGCCUUAGUCAGUACAGUGCAGCAUCUUGAGAUCGUGGUUGCCAUGUUGCUCCAGCUCAUUGUUCUGCGGAUGAUCCCGUCCGUCUACGACGUCAUCGGAGGCCUGGUCAUCAUGGUCAGUGUUUUCACCCUGACAGGAGUCAAGCUGUACAGGGUGAGCAGGGCCAUACGGCAGGAUUAUCAAGAGAUCCUAGACUCGCCCAUUAAAUGAGUUUUGAUAUGUCAGUCUAUUUGUUUACAAUGUUGCUUGGUUGUUAAAGAAUGUCUGAAUCUUAAUCUGAUGAUUUUGUAUUGUUGUGUUGUUGGAAGGGUGCCAGUUGAGUAACUAAUGUCUUAAUAUUGUGUGUGAAAUAAAAGACAAAUGUAGUAUGGUGACUAUGUCCCUCUGAUAGCACUGCUUUAAUGUCUAAUUGUGUCGAAGACCAAAAAAAAAAGUCAAUUUCAUUUUUGUGAUUUAUUUUUGCUCCAACAUUUGAAACCAUGUUGAAUCUGGUCUUGUGAGUGGCAGUGUAAGAUGAUCAUUUUAAUGAAAUGCACGUUUUACAACAAUAAUAACAUCAACAACACAGCGUGGUGUAUCCCUCUGUUGUCACACUGCCACAGUUGUCACACUGUGUAAAUGUCAGCCCAGAAACCAUUCAUACUACAAACAAGGAAUUAAAGAAUAAAAAUAAAUACCACCCACAUUUCAUAAAAUAA
Messenger RNA from Etheostoma spectabile (orangethroat darter), 2295 nucleotides. RefSeq names its product solute carrier family 35 member G2b (gene slc35g2b). The record is from RefSeq and is a predicted model, not a curated record. The transcript has 2 exons. The coding region runs from base 557 to 1807 and encodes 416 amino acids. Gene Ontology annotation, cellular component: membrane. NCBI's taxonomy places the organism in Eukaryota, Metazoa, Chordata, Actinopteri, Perciformes, Percidae.